AUGGCGUCCCGAACCCUUCUCCUCGCCGCUCUAGCAGCAACAGCAACCUCACGCUUCACGCUCUCGCCGCGUCAAGCCAGCACGGUAACAGUCGACCUCACAAAAACCUACCAAACCAUGGACGGCUUCGGAAUGAGCGAAACCUUCCAACGGGCCAACCAAAUGCACGCACUCUCUACAACUCUCCAACGCCAAGCCCUCGACCUCCUCUUCAACACUACCUCCGGCGCCGGCUUCAGCAUCCUCCGGAACGGCAUCGGAUCCAGCCCCGACUCUAGCAGCGACCACAUGGUUUCCAUCCAACCCAAGAGCCCUGGCGGCCCCAGUGCAACGCCAAAGUAUGUUUGGGAUGGCAACGAUAAUAGUCAGGUCUGGGUUAGCACUGAAGCUGUGAAAUACGGCGUGAAGACAUUCUACGCAAAUGCAUGGUCCGCGCCGGGGUACAUGAAAACCAACGGGAACGAUGCGAAUGGUGGGACACUAUGCGGGGUCUCUGGGUCGACAUGUUCAUCUGGAGAUUGGAAGCAGGCGUUUGCGGACUAUCUCGUGCAGUAUAUUACGUACUAUAAGGAAGUUGGUGUAGAGGUAACGCAUGUGGGCUUUCUGAACGAGCCGGAUUUAACGACGAGUUAUGCUAGUAUGAGAAGUAGUGGACAACAGGCAGCGGAUUUUAUCAAGGUGCUUAGACCAGCGUUGGAUAAGGCGGGGUAUCAGGAGGUGAAGAUUGCGUGUUGUGAUGCUGAGGGGUGGAGUAGUCAGCAGGGGAUGAUGAGUGGGUUGAAUGGGGUUGGGGAAGCGUUGGGGGUGGUUACUGCGCAUUCCUACACCUCUUCUCCUGGCUCUCCCAUCUCAACCGCCAACAAACAACCUGUAUGGCAAACCGAAAACGCCGACCUCCAAGGCGCCUGGACAUCCACAUGGUACGGCUCCAACGGCGCCGGCGAAGGUCUCCUCUGGGCCAACAAAAUCUACGACGCCGUCGUCAGGGCAAAUUGCGCGGCCUACCUGUAUUGGGUCGGUGUCCAAGGCGGCGCUACGAAUUCUAAACUCAUACGUAUUGCUGAUGAUAAGAAGAGUUUGAUAGUGAGUAAGAGACUCUGGGCUUUUGCGAAUUGGAGUCGGUUUGUGAGACCAGGUGCUGUGAGGGUGGGUGCGAGCGGUGGGCCCAGUGGCGGGAAGGUUAGUGCGUUUAAGAAUUUGGAUGGGAGUGUGAGUGUGCAGGUUAUUAACGGGGGAGGGAGUGCGGGUGCGGUUAGUGUGAAGGUUGCGGGUGGGGGGUUUACGGCAAAGAGCGCGAAGGCGUGGAUUACGGAUAAUAGUCAUGAGUGUGAUGAGUUGACGAGUGAGUUGGGGACGGAUGGGAGUGUGAGUGCGAGCGUGCCAGCAAGGAGUAUGGUUACUUUUGUUUUGCAGCCGUGA
Messenger RNA from Lindgomyces ingoldianus, 1419 nucleotides. Its product is annotated as putative endo-exoxylanase. Lineage: Eukaryota; Fungi; Ascomycota; Dothideomycetes; Pleosporales; Lindgomycetaceae. The record is from RefSeq and is a predicted model, not a curated record. The transcript has 2 exons. Gene Ontology annotation, biological process: sphingolipid metabolic process. Gene Ontology annotation, molecular function: glucosylceramidase activity. Bases 1 to 1419 code for a protein of 472 amino acids.